Brenthis ino (lesser marbled fritillary) is the source of this 1617-nucleotide messenger RNA. Lineage: Eukaryota; Metazoa; Arthropoda; Insecta; Lepidoptera; Nymphalidae. The record is from the annotation of a GenBank genome assembly.
AUGUUGAACGAACAGGACUUAAUGGUGGCUCGAGCACUAGCUGCCGAGUCACGAGAUAAUUCACCAGGAGGAUCACCAGGACCAUUAAGGAAAAAUCCCCUGUCAUCAAUUGUCGACAAACUAAACACUUUUAGGAGAAGUAGAAGUAAAUCUAGACAACCGACUACGAGUACUAGUAAAGAAAGUACAGAGGACGAAGAAGAGAGAGUUGAUGUGUAUUGGUUACAUGUUUGUGAUGUGGUAAAUUUUCUAUUGAAAACAAUGUUGGCAAUAGAUUCAUUGUGGUGUGGUUCAGCAGAGGAACUGUCGACGCUGAAGAGUUGUAAAUCUUCAGAGCGAUCAGAGUAUAGAUUCCGACGUAGAUGUUCGAAGAGUUUGAUACCGCAAGCUCUGCUACAUACUCUACCUGACACAGAAGUUCGGUCUCACCGGCAACGACGUUCGGGCACUUGGCCGAGAACAAGGUCCCUAAACGCGCCAUCUCCAAUUCAACAAUUUGGACCAUGUGGCAGAAUAAUGAAGAACUCAGCUAUGGUUAUGCAAAUCCAAGACCCGGCGUCACAAAGGCUGACAUGGUACAAGCCACCAUUAACGGUGCUCGUUAUAAAAAAGGUGCACGAUGCGACCAUUCUAACACCAUUUGUUCAACUAGUUCAUUGGCUUGUCCAUGACAAGAGCAUGGUAGUCUUCGUGGAAGCAGCCGUGUUAGAUGACACUCUGCUCAAGGAGUAUAGCGACUUCACGUCGGUCAGAGAGCGACUGAUGACGUUCCGCGCGGGCACCGAUGACCUCACUGACAAGAUCGACUUCAUUAUCUGUCUGGGCGGAGAUGGCACUUUGUUGCACGCUAGCUCGUUGUUUCAGCAAUCAGUACCUCCAGUAAUGGCAUUCCAUUUGGGAUCGUUGGGAUUUCUUACACCGUUUGAGUUCAAUAACUUUCAGGACCAAGUGAUGAAUGUUCUAGAAGGUCACGCGGCAUUAACGUUGAGAUCACGUCUUCAAUGUGUGGUGCUUCGGAAGACGAGUGAGGAUGGCAAAGAGAAGAAAAAAACAACAACAAUACUUGUGCUAAAUGAAGUAGUCGUAGAUAGAGGCCCCUCGCCGUAUCUGUCGAAUAUUGAUCUCUUUUUAGAUGGAAAACACAUUACCUCUGUGCAGGGUGACGGCCUCAUAGUGUCGACGCCGACGGGCAGCACGGCGUACGCGGUGGCGGCCGGCGCCAGCAUGAUCCACCCGUCGGUGCCCGCCAUCAUGGUCACGCCCAUAUGUCCGCACUCGCUCUCCUUCAGGCCCAUCGUCGUGCCGGCCGGGGUCGAGCUCAAGAUCGCAUUAUCUCCCGAGGCGCGUAACGCGAUGUGGGUAUCGUUCGACGGACGCAACCGCCAAGCGUUGCAACACGGAGAUAGUCUAUACGUCACAACGUCAGUGUACCCGGUGCCGUCCAUAUGUGCACAGGACCAGAUCUCGGAUUGGUUCGACUCGCUCGCCGAGUGCCUGCACUGGAAUGUUCGCAAGAAACAAAAACAAAUAGACAAUCUAAGCGACAUGACGCACUCUUCGAGCGAUACUUUGGAGGAAAUUGAAGCAAAUCACCACGACGAAAGACCCGCUGACACG